Messenger RNA from Salvelinus fontinalis (brook trout), 6928 nucleotides. Its product is annotated as microtubule-associated tyrosine carboxypeptidase-like. The transcript has 8 exons. The coding region runs from base 293 to 2554 and encodes 753 amino acids. The record is from RefSeq and is a predicted model, not a curated record. Lineage: Eukaryota; Metazoa; Chordata; Actinopteri; Salmoniformes; Salmonidae.
CAGCUGUGCCAAGGCGUCAUAUCUUCCAACACAGUCCGAACUUCCUCGCAUGCCUCUCCGGGCGGCCCAUCCACUAUAGCUGCUCAUAUCCAAUGAGCAUUUUUCACCGGGCGCCACCGGAAACCUUCCCGCGGCUCAUUGUGGAGAGCACAAGCAGAGCUGGGCGUCAUGAAUUAAAGAAAAGCCUGCAUUUACAAAUCUGAUCACCAAACCCCGCUGCAAGGCAGGCCGAUUCAAACCGGAGGUAUACUUGCGCAAUCAGACCGUUGGACAUGUGUGUGUCCCUGUCCAGAUGGCUCCGAGGACAUUCAUGGAUUCAUUGUGGUGUGGUUGGACCAGCGGCAGCGAAGCUGUUGCAUCGGAGAUGGUUUUGGACCCGGGUGAGGACUGUAUGGAUCGGACAGACGUCGACGGGGUCGGAGGGAGCAGCAGCACCACAGACCUGACGGGUCCAGAACCAAGACCGGACCCUCGCAAAACCACCACAACCGACAGCACCGGACUAGAAAACACCAGCCCAGAGCCUCCCAAAACCACCACCAACAGCACCAGACUAGAAAACACCAGCCCAGAGCCUCCCAAAACCAACAGCAGCAGACUAGAAAACACCAGCCCAGAGCCUCCCAAAACCAACACCAACAGCACCAGACUAGAAAACACCAGCCCAGAGCCUCCCAAAACCAACAGCACCAGACUAGAAAACACCAGCCCAGAGCCUCCCAAAACCAACAGCAACAGACUAGAAAACACCAGCCCAGAGCCUCCCAAAACCAACAGCACCGGACUAGAAAACACCAAAUCGGAUGCCCCCAAAACCAACACCAACAGCACCGGACUAGAAAACACCAGCCCAGAGCCUCCCAAAACCACCACCAACAGCACCACCACUAGAACAGAAGAGAUCAGACCUGACACUACCAAAACCACCAAAAGAACAGAGGAACCAACAGCGGACCCUCCCACCACCACCAACACUAGGCUCCACGCCAGGACAAGCAGUGUCACCAAGAGGGAGCGGGUAUCCAACUCUCACAAUGGACCCCAGCCUCAACAUCAGUCGUUGGUGGCAGAUGUCAGCCUUACCCCCAGCCCUGGGGCCAGUGUUGGCUCCUCUACCAACUCCUCUCACUCAGUCUUGCCAUACGAUGGACCGGUAGUCUCUCUGAGGCGGGACGUCACCAUGGCAACGGCCUCGUCUCGGAAUAAGGCGGCGACCAGACCCACUCUCCGCCGGCCCCUCAGCCUGGAUGUGACGCCCCUGCGCCUCCGUGGCUCCGAGCCAGCGCUGGACCGCAGGGUCCUACAGCCCCCCUGGCGCAGCGCUGGUGGUCCCUCCACUGCCCCCUCACCCCCAGCACGCUCCCUCACCAGCCCCAGCCUGGGCCCCGGAGGCUGGAUGCGCCGCAGCGAGAGCACCUGUACCGUCAACAACUCCUCAAUGGGCCUCCGGGCCACCAGGGGGCGUAUGCGUCCAGCCACCUCCCUUCCCCACAUUGCCCGGGGGUUUGGAGGGGCCUCCCCGCUGCCCUUGCCCUCCACACCGCGAGGCCCCUGUCUCCUUGUGGCCCUAAGACCCAUUAACCUAGACCAGGAGAGGCAGGCCUUCUUCCAGUCUGACUAUAAAUACGACCCCCAGUUUGAGUACUCGACCCCGGAGCCCAGCACUGUGCUGGAGAAAUACAGAGAUGGAUCUGACCUCUUCCUCACACAGGCUGUUGGGAUUAUGGAGUGUAUUCUGAGGAAGUUUGGUAACUAUGAGAACUUUGAGGAAGUGACAGGAGGAAGUAUUUUACCAAAGAGUCGAGUCUGGGCUGCUGCACGCAAGUACCUGCAGAAGGAGAACUGUGUAGGAGAGGUGGUGGUGUGUCUGUCUGAGGAGCUGCUGUCCCAGGCGGUGAUGAUGGUGGAGAGUUGUCGUCCCACUCUGACUAUCAACCUGUCUGGAGCACGACAACACUGGCUGGAGGGCAUGCUCAGGCAUGAGAUAGGAACCCACUACCUUCGAGGUGUAAACAACAGCCUCCAGCCCUGGUCUACUUCCGCAGGCAGGAAGCAGUAUGGCCUCAAACCGGCCAAUCCCACGGAAGAAGGGUUGGCCAGCCUGCACAGUGUGUUGCUACGGAAACAGCCCUACCUGUGGCGUGCCGCUCUGCUCUACUAUACGGUGUAUCACGCCACCAGGAUGGGCUUCAGCCAGCUCUUCAGCCACAUCGCUCAGUUCGUCCAGGAUCCGGUGGUGCGCUGGGAGUACUGCCUCAGAGCCAAGAGGGGACAGACGGACACCUCGCAGCCUGGGUGUUUCAGUAAAGACCAGGUGUACCUGGACGGAAUCCUCAGGAUUCUACGACAUCGGAGGAACAUCGACUUCAAGAUGCUGACCUCGCUAGGCAAGGUGUCGUUUGAGGACGUGGAAAGGCUACGGCACAUCGCUGUCCUCCGCCGGACCAGAAUCCCUCACUUCAUGCAGGACCAGGAGAAAUACCUUCAGCAUCUGGACCACAUCGUCACGGUCAACGAACUGAGGGACGCUCAACUUAGAGAACUCCUUCCCUGACCGACGGACCGACCGACCGGCCGACCGACCGACCGACCGACCGACCGACCUUCAGCUGAGCGCGCUAGAUCACCUGCUGGGCGUCAACAAAGGUGGCGAUUCAACAUGUGGAAUGGUCGGGAAAUGAAUAGAAAAUGGCGAAUGAUGUUCGGUGGUCAGAGGCGUUAAGAAUGGUCACCUGCUGCUAAUUACCUCUGGUCAGCGUGGUCUGUUUUUCCCUUGACUGACUCUCUGGUCUAGACUGGCCAUCCCAUCCUUGACUGACUGACUCCCUCUGGUCUAGACUGGCCAUCCCAUCCUUGACUGACUGACUGACUCCCUCUGAUCUAGACUGGCCAUCCCAUCCUUGACUGACUCUCUGGUCUAGACUGGCCAUCCCAUCCUUGACUGACUCUCUGGUCUAGACUGGCCAUCCCAUCCUUGACUGACUGACUGACUCCCUCUGGUCUAGACUGGCCAUCCCAUCCUUGACUGACUCUCUGGUCUAGACUGGCCAUCCCAUCCUUGACUGACUCCCUCUGGUCUAGACUGGCCAUCCCAUCCUUGACUGACUCUCUGGUCUAGACUGGCCAUCCCAUCCUUGACUGACUCCCUCUGGUCUAGACUGGCCAUCCCAUCCUUGACUGACUGACUCUCUGGUCUAGACUGGCCAUCCCAUCCUUGACUGACUCUCUGGUCUAGACUGGCCAUCCCAUCCUUGACUGACUGACUCUCUCUGGUCUAGACUGGCCAUCCCAUCCUUGACUGACUGACUGACUCCCUCUGGUCUAGACUGGCCAUCCCAUCCUUGACUGACUCUCUGGUCUAGACUGGCCAUCCCAUCCUUGACUGACUCCCUCUGGUCUAGACUGGCCAUCCUGUCCUUGACUGACUGACUCUCUGGUCUAGACUGGCCAUCCCAUCCUUGACUGACUGCCUCUGGUCUAGACUGGCCAUCCCAUCCUUGACUGACUGACUCUCUGGUCUAGACUGGCCAUCCCAUCCUUGACUGACUCCCUCUGGUCUAGACUGGCCAUCCCAUCCCUGACUGACUCCCUCUCGUCUAGACUGGCCAUCCCAUCCUUGACUGACUGACUCUCUCUGGUCUAGACUGGCCAUCCCAUCCUUGACUGACUGCCUCUCGUCUAGACUGGCCAUCCCAUCCUUGACUGACUGCCUCUCGUCUAGACUAACCCUAAUCCUCCCAAGUGUCAUUCAUCACUCUGCUGUUGGAAAGCCCUGGAAAUGAAGGCUAGUGUCCGACCGACAGAGUGUGUGGAACGGACAGAUCAGCAUUCAGAUCAUAUCUACUACGCUUGGAUCAUAUUCACUCUGUCUGAGUCCUAAACGGCACCCUAUUCUCUGUAUAGAGCCCCCAGGUCAAAAGUAGUGCACUACCCUAUGGACCCAGGUCAAAAGUAGUGCACUACCCUAUGGACCCUGGUCAAAAGUAGUGCACUACCCUAUGGACCCAGGUCAAAAGUAGUGCACUACCCUAUGGACCCUGGACAAAAGUGAUGCACUACCCUAUGGACCCUGGUCAAAAGUAGUGCACUACCCUAUGGACCCUGGUCAAAAGUAGUGCACUACCCUAUGGACCCAGGUCAAAAGUAGUGCACUACCCUAUGGACCCUGGUCAAAAGUAGUGCACUACCCUAUGGACCCAGGUCAAAAGUAGUGCACUACCCUAUGGACCCUGGUCAAAAGUAGUGCACUACCCUAUGGACCCUGGUCAAAAGUAGUGCACUACUCUAUGGACCCAGGUCAAAAGUAGUGCACUACCCUAUGGACCCAGGUCAAAAGUAGUGCACUACCCUAUGGACCCAGGUCAAAAGUAGUGCACUAUAAAGGGAACAGGCUGCCAUGUGGGAUACAUACUAUAUCAUGGUCAAACAGUCCAACAGGUCAGUGGGUUGUUGUGAUGACAGCAGUCCUGCAGGGAAACAGAACGCUUCUUCUGAUACUUGGAUGAUGUCUCCCUUGUGUUCAUAUUCAACCCCCUGGAUGAUGUCUCCCUGGAUGAUGUCUCCCUUGGGUUCAUAUUCAACCCCCUGGAUGAUGUCUACCUUGUGUUCAUAUUCAACCCCCUGGAUGAUGUCUCCCUGGAUGAUGUCUCCCUUGGGGUCAUAUUCAACCCCCUGGAUGAUGUCUACCUUGGGUUCAUAUUCAACCCCCUGGAUGAUGUCUACCUUGGGUUCAUAUUCAACCCCCUGGAUGAUGUCUACCUUGGGUUCAUAUUCAACCCCCUGGAUGAUGUCCCCCUGGAUGAUGUCUCCCUUGUGUUCAUAUUCAACCCCCUGGAUGAUGUCUACCUUGGGGUUCAUAUUCAACCCCCUGGAUGAUGUCUCCCUUGUGUUCAUAUUCAACCCCCUGGAUGAUGUCUACCUUGGGUUCAUAUUCAAACCCCUGGAUGAUGUCUACCUUGGGUUCAUAUUCAACCCCCUGGAUGAUGUCUACCUUGGGUUCAUAUUCAACCCCCUGGAUGAUGUCUCCCUGGAUGAUGUCUCCCUUGGGUUCAUAUUCAACCCCCUGGAUGAUGUCUCCCUGGAUGAUGUCUACCUUGGGUUCAUAUUCAACCCCCUGGAUGAUGUCUACCUUGGGGUUCAUAUUCAACCCCCUGGAUGAUGUCUCCCUGGAUGAUGUCUCCCUUGGGUUCAUAUUCAACCCCCUGGAUGAUGUCUCCCUGGAUGAUGUCUACCUUGGGUUCAUAUUCAACCCCCUGGAUGAUGUCUACCUUGGGGUUCAUAUUCAACCCCCUGGAUGAUGUCUCCCUGGAUGAUGUCUCCCUUGGGUUCAUAUUCAACCCCCUGGAUGAUGUCUACCUUGGGUUCAUAUUCAACCCUCUGGAUCAUAUGUCCGUCUGUAUGGACCAUAUACUGUACGUCACAGAACUACAUUUCCAGUGAACGUCACAUAUAUCCAAUGCAUGUCUUUGAGGCAUUUUCACCUGCCCAUUAGGUUACUGCUGCUGCAUUUCCCAUCUCUUUGCCUUUACUCAUAUUCAAGUUACCUCAAUAUUGGAACCCAGGGGCCCGCAAUGAUUUUAUUUGCCCCCCCCCCCCCCCCAAACAGUUUUUCUUUACAUAUUGUUGGACAUAAUAUACUGUAAACCCACCAGCAAAUCAGCUGCAAGUGAUUUUAAUUUUGGAAAUCUGUUCCAAAGUAUUCUCACACAUAACAGAGAUAUAUAUGUGAUCGUAUACAAAUGUAAGGUUUGAAAUGAUUUUAAUGUUUUAGUCAAAUAUAUCUGUUGUGGCUUCUUGUGGUCAAAUUUGCAGUCUAUAAAUAAUUUCUAAUUAUGUUUUUCCGAACCCCUGAACAUCUGCUGAAGAAUAUAAACAUGGUCCUGUGGCUGAAUCUAGUGGAUGUUCCCUGCUGUAACCACUAGCUAACCUGGCUACAAGGUUGGGCUCAAUUCCAUUCCAAUUCAGGAAGUACACUGACAUUCCAAUUCUCUUCAAUAAGUAACAUUUGGAAUUUUGGUUUACUUUCUCUAUUGACUGGAAUUGAAAUGGAAUGGAUCCCUAACCCUGUCUGGCUGUAUCAUAUAAAUACCCACUGGGCAAAAACUGCUUGAAUCAACAUUGUUACAUCAUUUCAACCAAAGAAAUGUAUCUGUGAUGAAAUUGAAUCAAUGUGGGAAAACUGAUUGGAUUAGAAAGUUAUCAACGUAUGGGAAUUUGGUCUAUUUUACACCCAUCUUUUAACCUAAAUCCAAUGUCAUCGUGACAUUUUUUAGUUCAUUUCACAUUGGAUUCAUGUUAGUUGACAACUCAACCAAAUGUAAAUCAAAAAAAGCCUACAUUAUACCACUGCAGCCCAUGUCUGGAAGACUGUGCUUCUGCUUCUUAUACCUCUGGAAACAACCACAGGGUCAUGUCAUGGAUUUGUAAGUUAUUUCAUUUGUCUGUUUUUAUUUUCAGGACAAAAACAAUGAAUGUCUAUGGUAUUAGUUUUGUAUCUCCUUUUUGUGGAGCUGAUUGUUUUAAGCCUUUAGCUUUGCUAAAAAGAUCACGAAGGAGCACUCAGUUCUAUUCCAGAACCCGGGUAAAGAACACCAAGGAGCACUCAGUUCUAUUCCAGAACCCGGGUAAAGAUCACCAAGGAGCACUCAGUUCUAUUCAAGAACCCAGGUAAAGAACACCAAGGAGCACUCAGUUCUAUUCCAGAACCCGGGUAAAGAUCACCAAGGAGCACUCAGUUCUAUUCAAGAACCCAGGUAAAGAACACCAAGGAGCACUCAGUUCUAUUCCAGAACCCAGGUAAAGAACACCAAGGAAUUAUUUUCCAGAAACCAGGUAUAGAAGACUAACUAUUGACUGCCAAGACUCAUUCUGACUGGUCUGGAUGUUCACUAUUAAAAUAAAUCUUCCCUGGGAUUAAUUUUUACCACUA